AAAGGACAUGCUGUUAUUUACGAUAUGUUUGGAUAUGGGGCUUUUCAAGUGACCUUUGCGGCUUGCUUGUGUCUGGUUCCCUUUCUGUUCCUGUGGCCCCUAUUGGUGGCCCUCUGCGUUUGGUUGUUGUGGACUAUUGGUUGGAAAUAUUGGGAACAUACACAUCUAGGUGAAUGUGAAGGGCGGGGCGUCUUCAUUACUGGGUGCGAUUCAGGUCUUGGUUUCGCGAUAGCGGAACACCUAGACGCGCUCGGGUUUACCGUGUUUGCCGGAUGUUACCGUCCACAGGACGUGGGUGCCAGCACGCUCCAGAAGGAGUGCUCCAGCCGCCUUCAUGAGGUGCCAAUAGACGUCAGAGACAAGGAAUCUGUUGCCAACGCCUUCGCCUAUGUUAAAGACCAUCUUCCAAAACACGGCCUAUGGGGCGUGGUUAACAAUGCGGGUGUGAACCUGGCCACCUCAGAGGUGGAGCUUACCGGAGUCCGGAUGUACAACAGAGCCCAGGACGUAAACAUGUACGGCCCUAUCAGGGUCGUCAAGGCCUUUCUGCCCCUCAUCAGGGCCUCUGCAGGUCGCAUCAUCAAUGUCACAAGCGUGCACGGACGGAUGUCCAUCCCUCGUUGGAGCACGUACGACGUGACAAAGCACGGCCUGGAGACGCUGUCAGACUCCCUCCGCCUCGAGAUGGCUAAGUUUGGCGUACGGGUAUCCAUUGUGGAACCGGGUCAAUACGGAUUCGUCACUUCCAUACAGAACGAAGAAAUGACAAACCUGCAACUGGCCCAAAUCGACGAGAUGUGGAAAAAUGCGAGCCCCGAGAUUAGAGCCGCUUACCCAAAGGAGGAGGAAGUCAAAGGAAACACGCCCGUGAUGGUUCAUGGAUGGGUUGCUAAUGUCAACAAGUGCUUGCCCGUUGCUAGGGCUGUUGCGCAUGCGCUGCGCAGUGAACACCCACGAGCGCGAUAUCUGGUUGGUGGCUACGGGACAAUAGUGUCUUUCGUGGAUGGAUUUGCGGUGAUGUCAAAGGUACACAACCUACUGUCCACCUGGUUUAUGGAUUGGUGGAUUGCGAGAUGGACCUUGAAUGAAAAAUGAAGACCGCAACAGACCAAGUAUGAUCAUGUAUAUAUGCAGUGAACUACACGUGACAGAAGGAACGCUCUUCAGUCAUGAUAGCGUACUCAACAGAUCGUGAAAUCUUAAAACUGUGUUCAAAGACAAUGAUAUUAUUAUAAUAAUAUAUAUUCUAAUUAUUAAGUUUUGU
Molecule: messenger RNA, 1264 nt
Organism: Mya arenaria
Lineage: Eukaryota; Metazoa; Mollusca; Bivalvia; Myida; Myidae
Product: retinol dehydrogenase 16-like
Exons: 6
Coding region: 25-1095 (356 amino acids)
Source: RefSeq, a predicted model, not a curated record